Messenger RNA from Bombus huntii, 726 nucleotides. RefSeq lists its product as uncharacterized. The record is from RefSeq and is a predicted model, not a curated record. The transcript has a single exon. Lineage: Eukaryota; Metazoa; Arthropoda; Insecta; Hymenoptera; Apidae. The coding region runs from base 1 to 726 and encodes 241 amino acids.
AUGAACUUCAUAACCGAAAAGUUCGCUAAAUCACUUGGAAUAAAGCAAGAGAUAUGUUCGGUCCCAAUCGAAUCCCUCGACACCUUAACGACGACCUCGAAACGCUAUAUCACGGCCACGAUUACCUCCAUGGACGGCACGUACGAACGUACAUUGACGUUUUUGAUCAUAUCGACAAUAACGACAUUGGUCCCAGAUCAACCCGUAAAUCGUUUAACUAUACAAAUACCUAGGAAUCUCCAACUAGCUAGAUCAUCGGGAAGCCCAGUCUCUCAAUCAACAUCACGCGCAUUUAGCGCCACCACAACGGAUCUACAAGCGGAUCUCGCCCGUUUUUGGAAAAUCGACGAGGGACCGCUCACCCCGUACCUUUCGGAAGCGAAACAACAAUGUGAGAAGCACUUCCGAAAUCACGUCCGACGCAUCAGAGAAGGGCGAUACAGCGUCGCUCUGUCAUUCAGUGCGAAGCUUCCUUCACUUGGAUCGUCGAAAUCCAUUGCGAUGAACAGACUCGCUUCUCUUCACCACCGAUUUCAACGCGACAAACAAAUUGAAACCGCAUAUAGUACGGUGAUUCAAGAAUACUUAGACAUGGACCACAUGACUAAGAUCACCACUGAUCACCCCACAAGCAACGGGUAUUAUCUACCACAUCACGGCGUGAUCAAGGAUCAUCUUAAUAUUUCAGAAAAUGUAAGAUAUAAAAAUGUCGGUUGUAUCAAAUAA